This is a messenger RNA of Ochlerotatus camptorhynchus, 1515 nucleotides long. RefSeq lists its product as uncharacterized. The coding region runs from base 1 to 1515 and encodes 504 amino acids. The transcript has a single exon. Lineage: Eukaryota; Metazoa; Arthropoda; Insecta; Diptera; Culicidae. The record is from RefSeq and is a predicted model, not a curated record.
AUGCAAGAGGCGAAGAAACUUCGUGAAGAUCUUCAGAAGUUGCUAGAAAGAGGAGGUUUCAAGCUGCACAAGUGGUGUGCGAAUAAUCCGAAGCUUUUGGAAGGGAUACCAGCCGAAAACCGUGAGAAACAGCUUUGCUUUAAGGAUAUCGACGUGAAUGGAGUGAUAAAGACGCUCGGGCUCUUGUGGGAUCCGGUGAGUGACGAGUUUCUUUUCCGUGUCACGAAGAUGGCGAUCACUUCAGGAGUUCCGACGAAGCGUCAAGUGUUGAGUGAGAUAGCGAAAUUAUUCGAUCCUCUCGGCAUUUUGAGUACGGUCGUGGUGCUGGCUAAGUUGGUGAUGCAGCAACUAUGGCAAAACAAGCUUGAUUGGGAUGAUGCGAUUCUCAGCGAAGAACUUGAAGUCUGGAGUAAGCUGAGAGCAGAAUUAAGUGAAAUUAAUAACAUGAAGAUUCCGAGAUGUGUUGCAGUAGAUCACCCGGUGGCAUUUGAGUUGCAUGGAUUCUCGGAUGCGUCUCAACGAGCCUACGGAUGCUGUAUAUAUCUGCGGAGCAUGAACGCCGAUGGAGUGGUUGGUGUGAAACUGAUCUGCGGAAAAUCGAGAGUUGCACCGUUGAAGGAGUUAGAUCGAGUGGGAAAAGAAGAAGCCUCACCAUCGGAGAUGACAAUCCCGAGAUUGGAAUUGUGUGCAGCAGUUUUGUUGGCAGAACAAUUGAAAACAGUGCGCGAAGCCUUAGAACUAGACGUUCAACGUAUAGUUCUGAGGUCCGAUUCGAAAAUAGUGUUGUGUUGGUUGAAGAAACUGAACUCUUGUCUGCCGGUGUUUGUGCGUAAUCGAGUUGUGAAGAUUCUGGAACUUACCCCAGACACCGAAUGGAUGCACGUUGGUACGAAAGACAAUCCUGCGGACCUCGUGUCCAGGGGUGUUCAACCAAUGGAACUAAUGAAAAUUGAACUAUGGUGGAACGGUCCUGUGUUCUUGCAAUCCGAGGAAGAAGACAAUGACGAUUAUGUGACUAGUGUUUUCGCUGAGGCCACAGUAGCCGUAGUGGCACAAUACAGUCGACUAUAUGAUGUGAUUCAGAGCUGUAGUGAUUAUCGUAGGAUGCAGAGAGUAUUCGGGUAUGUGACUCGAUUUAUUCACAACUGCAGUGUGAAACGGUCGGGCGUUGAGCGAAGAAGGGGCAAAUUGACCAGUGAUGAUCAUCGUGAUUCGUUGUUGGCAAUGGUUAAGAUCGUUCAACAAGUGAUCUACGAGGAGGAGAUUAAGGAUAUCGAGCGGGACAAACCGGUGAAAGGAAAACUUCGAAACCUGAAUCCCAUCUUUGACAAGCAUGAAAGAUUGCUUAGAGUCGGAGGUCGAAUUAGGCAUUCCGACUUGUCGAUGGACCAGAAGCAUCCUAUGAUCCUACCGGAAAAGAACCAUUUCACUGAUUUGGUGAUUGAGACGAUGUACCGAGAGCAAUUACAUAUCGGAUUGAACGGAUUGCUUGCGAAGGUUCGACAACAGUUUUAA